This is a messenger RNA of Suricata suricatta (meerkat), 800 nucleotides long. RefSeq names its product ATP synthase membrane subunit c locus 2 (gene ATP5MC2). The record is from RefSeq and is a predicted model, not a curated record. Gene Ontology annotation, molecular function: proton transmembrane transporter activity. NCBI's taxonomy places the organism in Eukaryota, Metazoa, Chordata, Mammalia, Carnivora, Herpestidae. Gene Ontology annotation, biological process: proton transmembrane transport; proton motive force-driven ATP synthesis.
GGAGCGACUGGCCGAAUGCAGCCACAAAGCUGGCAGGCGGCGCUGUGGCGCCUGAACCGACCCUCCAAGCUGCAAAUAUUCAUUCUAUCCUUAGAAGAACGACUCGUUGGUUCAGGCCGCGCCUGCGCCGAGCCUUCCUUUCGCUCUUCCCGUCACCCCCCCGCCCCUCUCUGUCUUCUCUACCCUGGGAGCAGCUCUCCUGCCAUAGCCCCUCAUCCCCUGAAAAUGUACGCCUGUGCAAAGUUUGUCUCCGCCCCCUUCUUGGUGAGGAGCACCUCUCAGCUGUUGAGCCGAUCACUGUCUACAGUGGCACUAAAACCACCAGAGACACGGACAGAUGAGAGCCUCAGCAGCUGGGCAGCCCCACAUCCCCUGACCUCACUUAUUCCUAGCCGCAGUUUCCAAACCAGUGCUACUUCGAGGGACAUCGACACAGCAGCCAAGUUCAUCGGGGCUGGUGCUGCCACAGUUGGGGUGGCUGGCUCUGGGGCUGGAAUUGGGACUGUGUUUGGGAGCCUCAUCAUUGGUUAUGCCAGGAACCCCUCUCUGAAGCAGCAGCUCUUCUCCUACGCCAUUCUGGGCUUUGCCCUCUCGGAGGCCAUGGGGCUCUUUUGCCUGAUGGUGGCCUUUCUCAUCCUCUUCGCCAUGUGAAGGACCAUCUCCACCUCCCAUAGGUCUUUCUCCUGUGUCUCGUCUGCCCUGUGUGUUCCUUUUCCUAUAUCUCCCCAGGAAUCCUGGGGAAAGUGGUUGGCUCAGGGUUUGACAGAGGGAAGACAAAUAAAUACUGUAUUAAUAAGAUA